UAAAAAUUCCAAUUGUUUUUGCUUCGCGCUCUCUUCCAAUUACGAAAUGCAGCCUCGCUCUCUAUCUCUCUCUCCCGCUCUCGCAAAUACUGGAGUCGCGCUCUCUCAAUAUAGCCAUCUCGUUCGCGCGACUGCAACGUAUGCCAGUGCACACAAAUUUUCUUGACGUCAGCAGCGACGCGACAGCGAAAUGAGUUGGAAGUUGGCCGGUUUUAUUUAUUAAUGUUGUUGCGUGUGAUUGCGAGUAUCCCUGCCGUACCCCUCCCCCCGUUCCCAUUCCAUUCCCCCAUCACACGCAUUUUUGUCGGUCUACCUGCCAUUCCGCUGCCGCUGCCGCUGUCGACGUCGACGCUGGCGUCGCUGCGCCUGGACACGUCUGCAUUUUACCUGCGUUUAUUUGAUGUAAACUCAUCUAUUGGAAUUGUGCUCUCUUUAUUUUUGUUGUUUAUACACACACACAUAGACAAUUAAGCAAAAGGGAAACGACAACGCAAACGAAACAAAAACGUACAAAAAAUUCUCAGUUUUAAUUCUUGUUCUUAUGUUUUGCUUCAUGUUCCGCUUCUCUUGCGUUAAUGAACAACAAUCAAACAACCAAACAAACCAAACGAAACAACAACAACGAUAACAGUGGCAAACGGAUCAAGAAGAAGCAGCGCAGCAGCAGAAACUGGCAGAGUCAGAAAACGCAGCAGCAGCAGCAGCGCAAAACUCCAACAACAAAAUGAGUUGGGGUACGGAUCUAUGGGAUCAGUUUGAUAAUCUGUCUUUACACACAAACAGAGGCAUUGAUGUGCUCGAUAAAUAUGCCAAUUUCUUACGCGAUCGAGUGGCCAUAGAAACCGAAUAUGCCGGCAAAUUAAGGCGCUUAGUGAAAAAUUAUCAGCCCAAAAAGAAGGAGGAGGAAGACAAUGAAUUUACAUCGAGGCAAGCGUUCCGCAAUCUGCUCAAGGAGGUGGGCGAUUUGGCGGGACAGCGCGAAGUUGUGUCCGAGACCCUGCAACUACAGAUCAUACAGGGUGUGACGUUGCUAUCGAAAACACUGCGUGAAGAUCGCAAGAAAUGCCUAAACGAUGGCACCGUGCUGCAACAGACACUGAGCGCACAAUUGUCGUCGCUGGAGCGCGCCAAACGCAACUAUGACAAGGCCUAUCGGGACUCGGAGAAGGCUGUCGAGAAUCACAAGAAGGCCGACAUGGAUUUCAAUCUGAGUCGUGCCGAAGUUGAGCGUUACAAGAACAUUAUGACAUCGAAGAUACAACAGUCCGAUGAUGCGAAGAACGAGUACGCCAACCAGCUGCAGAAGACCAAUAAUCUACAGCAACAGCACUAUGGUACACUACUGCCCGCCGUCUUCAAUCGGCUGCAGGAGCUGGACGAGAAACGCACGCGUGGCAUACGUGAGUUCAUCAUUGGCGCCGCGGACGUUGAGUCCUCGGUGGCGCCCAUCAUAGCACGUUGCAUGGAGGGCAUUGUGAAGGCCGGUGAAUCCAUCAACGAGCAGGAAGACUCCCUCAAAGUAAUCGAAAGAUAUCAAUCGGGCUUCCAACCACCAGCGGACAUACCAUUUGAGGAUCUAUCGAAGAUGGACUCCUCGAUAGCGACGCAAUCGAACUACAGCAGUGUCACCUACAAUCACUUGACCAUUAAGGGCACGAUCAGCGGUCCCAAGUUCAAGAAACCACGCGGCGGCAUCUUGAACAGCAUCUUUGGCAGCAACAAGCAACGGCAGAUAAUUGAAGCCUGUAUCACGAUGAAGAACUCACUCACGGCGGACGGACAAAAGGAGGACUAUAGCGAUCUGCCACCGAAUCAACAGCGAAAAAAACUGCAGGCGAAAAUUGCGGAGCUGCAGCACAAGGUCGAUCAGGAGACGAAUACGCGGGAUGGACUCAUGAAGAUGAAGAUUGUCUAUGAGGCGAACUCAUCGCUGGGCAAUCCGAUGACCGUUGAGGGUCAACUUAACGAAUCCGAGCAUGAAUUGGAAAAACUGAAAAAUGAUUUGAAAAAGUAUCAGGGCUAUUUGGACAAGGCCAAUCAGCUGCAGGUGGCCAACAACAGUCCGCAAUCGAAUCGCAAUCAAUUGCAAAACGGACACAGAACCUCGAGACAUUCCAAUGGCAGCGCCAGCGCUGAUGAUCAUAACGAUGGCGAUGAUCAGCCCGAUGAUGCUGGCAGCUUAAGCAGGUCAGAUUCUGAGGAUAAUGUGGCGCAAAUACAAAAUGGGCAUAAUAAUAACAAUAACGGUUCGGCAAGUCCCGAAAGCGGCCUCGGCACCUCGCACACUUCGCUGCCCGGCUCCGGUCAGGGCAGCGCCAAUGAGAACGCCAUGGGCGAGGAGACGUGCUAUGAAACGGAAGUGGAGCUGCUGCAACCGCUUGGCACAUGUCGUGCACUGUAUCCCUUCGAAGCUACCAGCGAAGGCAGCAUACCCAUGAAUGAGGGCGAGGAGCUGCAGGUGAUUGAGAACGAUCAAGGUGAUGGCUGGACGCGCGUGCGACGAGCGAACAACUCAAAUGGCUGGGACGAGGGCUUUGUGCCCACGAGUUACAUCGAAUGCACACUCUUUGCCUAGACUACGCUUCGUAAGCAUAAAACUCCUAUAAUGAUAUGGGAUAGGAUGGAGCACAGAACGAGAAAGAACAGCAGGAGGCAGUUUUCAAUGUUAACAAAACAGCAUUUUUGCAUAUGUUCCAUACAUUUGUGUACUUUUGUCAUAACUUUGCGUAACUUUGGACAGCCAUAAAACAGACAUUGAAAUCACUUCAAAUCAAACACUCACACACAUACAUACAUACUCACACACACACGCACAACCAUGUACAUUGUCUUAAGGAUAAGUUAAACAAGUUUUUGGAUUUCUAUACAAAUGUUGUAUACUAUUUACUAUGAUUUUAAAUGGCAUUGAUUCAAUGAUUGAUGGAGACAAAUAGAUAUAUCAUUACAACUAUACGUAGUUCAUAUACUAUAUUUACUAUAUAUAUACCAAAACUAAAUCUAUAUAUACAUAUAUAUAUAGCGCAUAUAGUAUGUGUAUAUGCACCCCACGAGCAGACCUCACCUAAUUGUAAGCAAAUGCAAAACGCAAACGUUUCCCUCUUCACAUCAGAUCAACUUUAAGUAAAACAAACAAUCAUGUAUUAACUAUUUAUAUAUAUAUAUACAUACAUAUAUAUACAAGCAUAUAUAUACAUCAAUAUAUAUAUAUAGAUAUACACGUAAAAAGUAUAAUUUAAAUAACAACCUAAAACAUAUUUUCAAUCAACAUCCAUCACAUAAAAAGUAAGCUGGUAAACAUAUUCUGAAGGCACCUGAAAAUCAAUCUAAAUGCACUUUACAAUAUGCUUACUACAUUUAUUUUUUAUAAUCGCAUUUCGCAUUCGCAUACUCAAAAAAACAA
This is a messenger RNA of Drosophila sulfurigaster albostrigata, 3400 nucleotides long. RefSeq names its product formin-binding protein 1-like (gene Cip4). Gene Ontology annotation, biological process: signal transduction. Gene Ontology annotation, molecular function: protein binding. The transcript is spliced from 11 exons. The coding region runs from base 725 to 2575 and encodes 616 amino acids. The record is from RefSeq and is a predicted model, not a curated record. NCBI's taxonomy places the organism in Eukaryota, Metazoa, Arthropoda, Insecta, Diptera, Drosophilidae.